Molecule: messenger RNA, 324 nt
Organism: Pedinophyceae sp. YPF-701
Lineage: Eukaryota; Viridiplantae; Chlorophyta; Pedinophyceae
Source: the annotation of a GenBank genome assembly
AUGGCUCCCAAGGUUCAGGCCUCCAAGGCCGCCAAGGCCCUGGCGGCACAGAACGCCUCGAAGGGUAAGAAGAAGAAGUGGUCGAAGGGCAAGGUCGCGGAGAAGAUGAACAACGCCGUGCUGUUCUCGAAGGAGACCUACGAGAAGCUGAACACGGAGAUCGUCAAGAGCAAGCUCAUCACGGUGUCCACGCUGUCGGACCGCCUCAGGAUCACUGGCUCGCUCGCGCGCGCCGCCCUGAAGGAGCUGGAGGAGAAGGGCGCCAUCCGGCCGAUUGCGAAGCACGCCUCGCAGCUGAUUUACACUCGCGCCACCAACGCCUGA